Molecule: messenger RNA, 3599 nt
Organism: Salarias fasciatus (jewelled blenny)
Lineage: Eukaryota; Metazoa; Chordata; Actinopteri; Blenniiformes; Blenniidae
Gene: gzf1
Product: GDNF-inducible zinc finger protein 1
Exons: 8
Coding region: 130-2568 (812 amino acids)
Biological process (GO): regulation of transcription by RNA polymerase II
Cellular component (GO): nucleoplasm
Molecular function (GO): RNA polymerase II cis-regulatory region sequence-specific DNA binding; protein binding; DNA-binding transcription repressor activity, RNA polymerase II-specific
Source: RefSeq, a predicted model, not a curated record
CGGAUGUCAGCGCGUGAGAGGCCGGGCAGCCGGCGGUCGGUGCAGGAAGUGCCCCUCCGCGGUGGAGAAUGGAGAUCUCGGUUUGUGAAGGGCUGCCAUUUUAGCGAGCUUACGUAGCGCACAGGGAAAAUGGGGCUCAAGGUGGUCCAGCUGACGUCGGACUCGCAUCAUGGGAACAUCCUGACGUCUCUGCAUGAGCUGAGGCUGCAGGGACAGCUGAGCGACGUGACGGUGCAGGUCGACCAUCAGGGAGACGUGGAGGAGUUCCACGCUCACCAGGUGAUGCUGGCUGCCUCCAGUGGCUACUUCAAGAAGAUCCUCCUGUCUCCGGAUGAGGCGCGGGACAAAUUGCUCCUCUCCAAUAUGAACUCAAACGACUUCUCCAAGUUUCUGGAGUUCGUGUACACCGGCACAGUUGAGGUCGAGAGAGAGAAGAUCAGCGAUGUUCAAGCUGUUGCAACAUUUCUAGGCUGUGAGGAUCUGGUGAAGGUUUGCAGUGAGGCCAUGAGUGCUGGGAUCAUACCGAAACUGCAAAAACAGACCCCUGCGUCAGAAGCUGUCAGUACGGACGGCUUGCAUGACGCGAAAAAACAAAACAAGACAAGAGAGAGGAGACCAGCUGAAGCCGCCCGUCUCAAACGGGAGCUGUUGCCACAGCGCUCGGAGAAGGAAGAGGCUUCGAAAAGAAGAAAGUUAACGGGCAACAGUGAAAAGAGACCGGCGGUUAGACUGAGGUUGUCUCGUCGCAAACGGCAGCAGAGGCACUGGCGCGCUGAAAAAGAAGACAGUGACAGUGAGGCAGAGGACGGACUGGAAGCCGAAGCUCAGCCGGAGAACAACCAGGACAGAGAAGAGGAGACUGAGGUGGGGACACUCAUGUCUGACGUGGACGAGUUGGAACAUGAGAAUGAUAACCUGAGCGACGACGCUACUGAUCCCUCGUUCACCCCGAUCGGGUAUGAAGAAGAGGAGGAGGAGGAGAGAAAUCAAGAAGAAGAGGAAGAAGGAGAGCAGUCCGAGCAGAUGAUGAAGAAUUCCAAGGCCCGGUUCGAGUGUAAAAAAUGCCAGCGGACGUUCCUUUAUGAGAGAAGCUUCCUGAAGCACAUCAGCACGUACCACGGCGUGAAGGCGGCGGUCGUCUACCGCUGUGAAACCUGCUCCCAGACCUUCGCCAACCACAGCAACCUGAAGAUCCACGAAAAGCACGUCCACAGCAACGAGCGGCAGUUCACCUGCAGCAUCUGCACCAAGACUUUCAAACGGAAGAAAGACGUCGUUCGCCACCAGAAACAAGUACAUGAACGAAAUCUGCAACACAUCUGUCCCAUCUGUGGGAAAUCUCUCAGCUCCAAAACCGCCCUGUUGCUGCACGAGCGGACGCACACGGGCGUGAAGCCGUACGAAUGCACCGAAUGCGGGGCCAAGUUCACCCAGAACUCGGCCCUCAAGAUGCACCACAGGAUUCACACAGGAGAGAAGCCAUAUGCAUGCGACCAGUGUGAGGCUCGCUUCACUCAGAAGCACAUGCUGUCCUACCACAAGAGAUCCCACACAGGAGAGAAGCCUUUCAUGUGUGAGGCGUGCGGGAAAAGCUUCUCCUCCAAAGAAUACCUGAGGCACCAUUCGAACAUCCACACGGGGUCCAGGCCGUAUAAGUGUGAGCACUGCGGCCGAGGCUUCGCUCAGAGGAACUCCCUCAACCAGCACGUCAAAGUGCACACAGGCGAGCGUCCGUACAGCUGCAAAGAGUGCGGCCGGCAGUUCACCCAGCUCAACGCGCUCCAGAGGCACCAGCGCAUCCACACGGGGGAAAAGCCCUUCAUGUGCGGCCUGUGCAAACGCACCUUCACGGACAAGUCCACGCUCCGCAGACACACCACGAUUCACGAUCCAGACACGCCCUGGAAGACCUACCUGGUGGUGCUGGAGGGAAACGUGGAGAAAAAGAAGCCAAAGUCUCCAACCAAAGGGAAGACGGAGAAAGAGAAGGCGGCGCCGGCGGAGAAAAAUAGCGCUCCUCGGAAAAGCCCCGCCGCCGCCGCCGCCGCUCCCGGGCAAGACAAAGCAGACGGCAUGAACCCGGUGCCAGUUCCGACCGGGCAGGUCACUCUCCCACCGGACUGGACCGGUCACGGCGCCAUCGCCCUGGUGAGCCACGGCGGGAUCACCGUCAUCCACACCGAGGUCCCCUCGGGGACGCACCUGCGGCCCCUGAUGACCGCCGACGGCACGGGCGCCAACGUCAUCUCCAUAGACGGCUCCGCCAUCCAGGUCCCGUUCUCCAUCCCGGUGACCGUGUCCUCCGAGGCGCCGUCCACCUCUCUGUCCGUGCCCGCUCUCUCAGAACCCGUUCCCGACGGCCUGCUAGCAACGGUCGGCGCCGUGUCCACGCCGUCCGUGCUGGAAGCCGCCGCCUCGCAGACCAUCCUGGCUCCGGUUUCGAACGCGAUCGCCCUGCCGCCUGACAUUCAGGCGGUGAUCGUGGACGGCGAGGCCUGCGAGAGAGACGAGAGCGAGGAGAGGCAGCCAGAGGGAGACGAACCGGCAGCCGAACCUGAGGAGGACUGAAGUCCAGAUCGUCCUCCUGAGGAGACGCAAACAAAACUGUCUCAACAGGUUUUCCUUUAAAUACAGAGGUGUGAAAAAGUGUUCUCCUCUUCCCCAUUUCUUAAUUCUUUGCACGUUUGUCACACUGAAAUGAUUCAGAUCAUCAAAAAUAUUCAAAUAUAAGACAAAGACAGCACAAGUAAACACAAAAUAAAGUCCUUAGUGAAGGUUUUUAAUAAAAGAAAAAAAAAAUCUGACCUACAUCACCCUGUGAGAAGAAGUGAUUUCCCUCCAAACCUAAUAACUGGUUCUGCCACCCUCAGCAGCAACUGCAAUCAAGCGAUUGCAAUAACUUGUAAUGGGUCUUUUGCAGCACUGUGGAGGAAUUGUGGCCCACCCGUCUUAGAAUUACUCUAAUUCCGCCACGUUGGAGGGUUUUCCAGCAUCUCAGUAGGAUUCAGGUCAGGACUUUGACUGAACGCUCCAAAGUCUUCAUUUUGUUUUCCUUCAGUCAUUCAGAGGUGGACUUGCUGGUUUGUUUGGGGUCAUUGUUCUGCUGCAGAACCCAGGUUUGCUUCAGUUAUGGCUGGACAUUUUGCUUUAAUGCGGUGGGGGGGGGGGGGGGGGGGGGUAGGUUGGUUUGGAUUCCCCCCUCCCCCCCCCCUCCCAUAAAAAAACCCAUUAAACUGCGUUUUGCAUUUAGUUGUCUUUGUAUUCGAAUUACUUGGAUCUGAAAUAUUUAGGUGUGACACAUGCAAAACGAUAAAUAAAAGGGAAAAACACUUUCACACUAUAUGUAGGUGAGAACAUUUGUUUUGGCAUAAUUUAUUAUUUUUUAAUGCUUUUGUGAUGCCAGAUAUCUGAACAGAAACUUUCAUCAUGCUCUCAAGUGUUAAUAGUGACCAGAUAUUGCUUUUCUCAUAGUGGGACUUUCCAGUAUUCAGUGUUUAUCCGAGGUUUGAUUAGGUAUUGGCAUCAUACUAUUGUACAUUUAGGAGAAAUUGUGAGAUUUGAAAAAGUAAAAUAAUAAAUUAAAGACUGAAGAAUGUAUC